Capsicum annuum is the source of this 2755-nucleotide messenger RNA. Its product is annotated as glycerophosphodiester phosphodiesterase GDPDL7. The record is from RefSeq and is a predicted model, not a curated record. NCBI's taxonomy places the organism in Eukaryota, Viridiplantae, Streptophyta, Magnoliopsida, Solanales, Solanaceae. Gene Ontology annotation, molecular function: glycerophosphodiester phosphodiesterase activity. Gene Ontology annotation, biological process: lipid metabolic process.
UUUAUUUAAAAAAACACUUGAUCCCUGGCCUUCCUCCAUUCCCUUGAGAGUUUCCUACCUCAACCCUUAUUUUCUUUCAUUUUUAUCUUUAUUUCUUGUCCUUUUGAAACUCAAGGGGGAAUGCUUCUCUCUUCCUUCUGUGAUCUCAAGAUUCAAGAUAGGAAGAAAAUGAUCAGGCAUCUCUUAUUAGUAUGCUUGAUGAUCCAUUGUACUGUAGCUGAUCCAAAAAGUGGAACUGGUGCAGUUCCUGUUCCUCCUCUUCCUAAGCAAAAAUGGUUGACUCUACAUGGUGACGAACCAUUUGUUGUUGCAAAUGGGGGAUUUUCGGGACUUUAUCCCCCACAAACAGAUAUAGCAUUUCGUCAAUCAAUUGUAUUUGGAAAGGGUGGUACUGUCUUGCUAUGUGAUCUCCAUAUGAGUCGCGAUGGACACGGCUUUUGUCUCUCACAAUUAAACCUCCAGAAUACAACAAAUGCAGCUGAUGCUUUUCCAAGUCGUAAAAAAACCUAUAUUGUUAAUGGAAAAGAACUUCAAGGAUGGUUUGCAUUAGACUUCACAAGUGAUGAAAUGUUUGAUAAAUUGAUUGUGACACAAUCAAUCUUCAGCAGAACAGAUCUAUUUGAUUUUUCACCACCAUAUCCAACUGACCUAUUUUUAGAAGAAAACAGGAAGGCUAUACUGUGGAUCAAUGCCGAGUAUGCGACAUUCUACAACCAGCACAAACUUAGUUUGGUUGAUCAUAUUAAGCAACUCUUGGAGAUAAGGAAAGAUAUCUCUUACAUAUCGUCUCCAGAGAUUGGUUUUUUGAAGAGCAUGGGACCAGUGGUGCACGGUCUCAAAACAAAGCUAAUGUUCAAGUUUCCCACGGAUAGAAAUGCACUUGAACCCACAACAAAUGAACCAUAUGCUUCACUAUUAACAAAGUUAUCCAUGAUCAAGACAUUCGCUGCGGGAAUCGUUGUGCCUAGAGAGUACAUAUGGCCCGUCAGUAAAGCUCGCUAUUUAGAGACUAGUACCAAUCUAGUGGCUGAUGCUCAUAAACAAGGAAUUGAAGUUUUUGCAUAUGGAUUUGCAAAUGACAACUUUUUACCUCACAAUUACAGCUAUGAUCUACAAAGAGAGUAUCUGCGAUUCGUUGACAACUCUCAGUUUGCUGUUGAUGGUGUGGUCACAGACUUCCCUACGUCUGCAUCAAUGGCUGUUGCUUGCUUGGCAGGGAGUAAGAAUGCUUCAAGGAGAGUCCCCACUCUGAUCAUCUCUGCAAAUGGAGCCAAUGGAGAUUAUCCAGGAUCAACAGAUCUUGCAUAUCAAAAGGCAGUAGAUGAUGGUGCUGACAUAAUCGAUUGUUCUGUCCAAAUGACAAAAGAUAGAGUUGCAUUCUGCUUACCUUCAGUUGACCUCAUUCCAACCACCACUGCAGCCGGACCUUUCAUGAGUCGAGCAGCUAAGGUCGAUUCAAUUCAAUCCUCUAUGGGAAUUUUCUCUUUCGAUCUUACAUGGGACGAAAUUCUGUCAUUAAAACCUCAAAUGUUCAGUGAAUUUAAUGGAGAUAUGAUAAGGGAUCCAGCACGAAAGAAUGUGGGCAAGUUUGUAACUCUCUCAGAGUUCUUAGAAUUUGCCAAGGCAAAGGCAGUUCCGGGAGUUCUGAUCAACGUAGAAAAUGCUGCCUACCUUGCAGCCAACAAGGGUCUUGACAUUGUGGGUGCCGUCACAACUGCUUUGAGCAAUGCCACACUUGAUAAGCAGUCAACUCAGAAGGUUCUGAUCAUGUCAGGUGAAAGUUCAGUACUGGACAAAUUCAAGGAUAUCCCCACAUACCAAAAGGUACUUCACAUUAAGAAGCAGGUGGAAUUUGUAACCAAUGAAACAGCACUGGAAAUCAAGAAGCAUGCAGAUGCAGUAUUUUUACAUAAGCAUUCCUUAUACACACAAUUUCGAGGAGAGGGUUUCACUUUGAACUUCACCAACCUUAUUGAACGUAUGCAUUGGGCCAAUAUUAGUGUCUACGCUGGAACUGUUCUAAAUGAAUUUCAAGAUAUUUACAUGGAUUAUAGCUCUGAUCCAUAUAUGCUGAUCCAUAACCUCAUUUACUAUGGUGCGGAUGGAAUCAUAACCCAGUACCCAGGCACUGCAAAUGCAUACACCAGGAACUUGUGCACUGGAAAUCUAGAGUCAUAUAGGAUACCAAACAUAAAACCGGGGGAUGUCAUAAAAUUUGCGCUUGAUCCAAAAGAAGUAGCAGAGUACAAGCCCCCCCCUCCUGUGCACUUGGAGACUAAGGACUUUGUUACUCCACCACUACCUCCUGUUGCUGCAAUUUCAAAGGAUGAUGAUAAAGGUUCUGCUUCCAAAUCCACCUCAAACGACACCAAUGCUCCUUCAUCUUCACCUCCUCCUGAACAAGCAAAAGCACCAAACAGCGCAACUGUUUCCACUAUAAAUGUUGUUACUCUCUUCUUUGCUACCAUGCUUGGACUAGUUACUUUGCUCUGAGGAUCACCUGGAACAAUGAGAAUGUUCAUAAACAAUUAACGGAUGCAGUUUUUAACGGAAAUUAACCUACUACAUUUAUUGAUCUAUAGACUCAUUUCACUGUCCUGAAGCAACGAUUUCAAUUAUUCCUUUCUGUUCUUGUUAUUCUAACAAUCAUCAAGGUUAAAAGUCUUAAAUGGGAGAUUGUUAGGGUAAUUACUAUUAGCCAUGUGUAUAGACAUAAUAUAUUAUAACAAAUGUAAUGGUUAAAAGUUUAACUUGA